CCGGUGCUCUUGUCGCUAUCCAGGGCUUAGACCUACCUAUGUAGAUCGUAGCCCAUUGCACAAGCAUAUCACAGAUGGUCAAUGCAGUCUCGAGUCGUCGCAUCAAGCCCACUGCGUCUUUGCGACGCAUCGACUAGUGCAUUGCGUGGCCGGUAGCUCGAUAGCGUAACAUGGGCAUUGUAUCCCGGACGAAAGCCACGUCAUGGCAAUUGACCCCAUGUUGGCCAACAUCGACCAGCCCGCGGUCGGCGUCAGUGUGAACAUUUCAGAACAAGAAACGCAUAUGGCUGUAAUUGAAACACAACGCGAAACCAACGACGAUGCCGAAUUCAUAUCGCUCCCUUGUGAGCUUGAGAGGAUUGCUGGCCAGGCUUGUUUCCGUGACAGUGACAAGGUGCACGAAGAUAUGGAGAGGCAAACUUGGAGCACCCACACUCUAUCAGUGUUCUCAUCAUUGGAGUCGAGACCAGUUACCCCUGGCGUAGAGAUAUGUCCGGAUAUAUCGGUGGAGCUAGAAAGAUCGGACAAUCUCCCAGAGAUUAUUGAUAUUAUCGCUAUUCGGAGAAAUUUCCGCGCUAUUGUAACGACUCCGGAACCACCAGAGAUGCCUCCCUAGAUAAGCGCCAAAUGCUUGCAAAAAGCAUGAAGCUAUGGAAGGUCACGUCAAGAGGGGAAGCGAUUGACUCCGUAUUCCAAUCACGCUUAUACAUGGUCAUGGACAAUAUGAAUGGACUACUCACACCAUCAGUUACACAUAAGUCAGCAUAUCAAAAUAUAUGUUCCUGUCUCUCUACACCAAAAAAAGAACAAAACGCAGACAACUCACAUCAUGUGCAAUAUAACGGGUUAUAUCAAACACGCGUACACACAUUAAUACCAAUACCGCCACUGUGUCUCAUCUACACCACCACAACAUGAAACUACUUUUCUACCAUCCAUCUCAGUGCGCACCUGUUACCAGGAUAUUCAUUCGCAGAGCAACAGAACCAAAAGAUAGCAAAUACACGCAAAGCUAUAUUUCAUACUGACUGACCAUGCUCCUCCUAUGCUUCCUGAAACAGACCAUUCUGUUCUAAAAUCAAACUUACGUAGUCGCGUU
Xylaria bambusicola is the source of this 1099-nucleotide messenger RNA. RefSeq lists its product as uncharacterized. The record is from RefSeq and is a predicted model, not a curated record. The coding region runs from base 203 to 616 and encodes 137 amino acids. NCBI's taxonomy places the organism in Eukaryota, Fungi, Ascomycota, Sordariomycetes, Xylariales, Xylariaceae. The transcript has a single exon.